This is a messenger RNA of Helianthus annuus (common sunflower), 677 nucleotides long. RefSeq lists its product as uncharacterized. The record is from RefSeq and is a predicted model, not a curated record. NCBI's taxonomy places the organism in Eukaryota, Viridiplantae, Streptophyta, Magnoliopsida, Asterales, Asteraceae. The transcript has a single exon. Bases 1 to 468 code for a protein of 155 amino acids.
AUGAUUCUUAAAAGGAAUUGGGCUCUCAUCUUUGUAACAUCUUCUUCAAACCCUAUCAAACCACCAUCAUCUUCACUCUCAUCUACAUCGUUAACCACCGCUCACUCCGUUCUCACCCACCACGGCUUCCCAAUCGGUCUUCUCCCCACCGGUGUCUUCUCAUACAACCUCAACACCACCACCGGCGAGUUCUCCGUCGACCUAGGAACCCCCUGCCGUCUCAUCCUCCCCCCUGACAACUAUCUCGCCACCUAUUCGAAGAAAGUCACCGGCAAGAUCGUUGAGAAUCGGAUUGCUGAACUUAAGGGGAUUAGGGUUAGGGCUUUUUCCCAAUGGUGGGGGAUUACUGGAAUUAAAAUUAACGGUGAUGAUCUUGUGUUUGAAGUUGGGAUGGUGACUGCUAAGUAUCUGGUUAAGAAUUUUGAUGAGAGUCCUCAGUGUGAGGGUAAAAAGCACUCGUCUUCUUGAAAGCUAUAUGUGUGUUUAAUUUAUAUGAUGUUGAUAAUUUUAAUUUGAUAUGAGUUUGUGUAAAGAUAGUGUCUUUUUGGAAGGUGUAGAUGUGUUGAGUGACUUGAAUUUGUUUGAUAUGAUGCAGAUUAUAGUUUAUGUUAAUGUUUUUCAGUGUGUGCUUGUUGAUGAUUUGAAUUUGGUGUUAAUAAAGUAACACACUCACACCU